AUGGAGCUGGAAGAUUUCGCGCUCAUCACUGCCGGCUGCUGCGGUGACAACGAGUCCCCGGCAGGCGGCGAUUCGGGGGCCUGGCCACCUCGCGAUUCCCUGAUUCGCACAACUAGGUUAGUUCUCCAAGACCCAUGUCUUCGCGUCGCCCAAGGCGCGUCCUUGGAUGUCAGGAAGACUUACGCCGACGGCCUGCGCCGGCUCGUACGGGUCGUAACACCCGCAGUAUCCGGUAUCCUCCGCGAGUCGUCCUCCAACUUGGGCCACUCUCCGGUGUUUACGGCGACCGUAUCAGACGUCGUGCCGCCGCUUCUUAAGUGCGCCAGCAUACUCGGAGAAAGCGAACUCGGGGAGGCAUACGACUGCGUCGCCAGUGCAGUGGAGACGUUCAUCUCCGACAGUCUCAGCGACACCGUCGAACCCUCGUUGCCGAUCCUAAACUUGUGCUUCGAAUGUUGUCGAACGCUGGUUCGAGUGGGUGACGAAUUCGCAGUCUCUGAACGCCUCGAAAAGUUGUCCGAGCUGAUGCUAGAGGCCCUGAAAGUAGGCAAACCGGCAAUCGUGUCUCAGGUAAUUGCGAGAUACGUCCCAGAACUCGCUACCGUACGCGAAAAAGACUUGCACGCAGUUUCACGAGAGCCCUGGAAGGUGGUGCGUUCGUUUUUCGAAGCGAACGAGAAUGGGUAUUUGGAGGAGAAGCACCAAGGGGGUUUCGCGAUACUCUGCGGGCUUGCGCAGUACCUGCGACGCACCGUACUCCGCAGCGACGAUGACAGUUCUUCCGCGGAAGUCUGCGAUGACCUAUUCUGGCUGAUUUUGCAGCACGGCUUGGUGCACCCGGAUUCCUUGACGCGAAAGAGGUCGAUGUACGUCAUGAAGCAUGUCCUGGAUGCUUGCUGCGACGAGAAGUUGUCCCUCUCGGGCGUCCUUUUCUCUUGGAACCCGGACGAAGCGGACCGAGCUGAUGGCUGUUUGGCAAGAACUCUUUCUCGUCUGGAAGUGCUUGAAGAGAAGCAGCCCCACGUUGUGAAGCCGAUGCUGGCAAAGUUUUCAUCAUUCUUGGAACGUGCGGAGAAUUCUUUGAAGGUCCACGUCUCCUGGACACUCCUGGUGUUCAACCGUAUGUUGACGCACGAGAGCCGAACUGUGGUCAAGUGGGCGAUCUCCAAGUUCACGAGCUCCCCGGCUUUGGUUAAGCUGAUGUUUGACAACGACAUGGAGAGGUUUGUACUGGGCCCACUCACACACUCCUUGAACGACUGUGCCAUCUUUGCAAGGGAAGACGCCGAUCCGCUUGGUUCCCCAGCCCGUCUGGCAAAAAGCCUUGAAUCCUUCUUCAAACACUGCCGUGACAUUCUGUCAACUGUGAACAAAUUCGGAGGUUUCCUUGACAAGUUGUUUGCGGCGCUGUCAAAGCAGUCCUGGAACGGUGUCUCCCUUAUGUACAUCAGCUAUGCCCUGCUCGGCCUCAAGAAGCAGCCAAUCCUGGGCGACUCGGCGCUAGUCAGUGUUGGGGCAAUCAUUGUUGACAUACAGCGGUUCCAGGAGCCUGUCUUACGUGCAGCUGCCCAGUGCUAUUUGUUGGUCAUUUGCCUGCGGCUACUUGAUCCGACAAAAGUGACGUACCACCAGCUGUCGGCCUUCCUGGGCCUCUUCGAUCAGGAGGAAGUCAUGACGAGAGGCACGGCUCAGUGGAAAGGGACGGUGUCUGCGCUGCGGGAGCUCCUCCUGACCGAGGACUCUGAAGAACCAGGCCUCCGGCCGGCCGAUGUGACCAGCUUUCUGGCACACUCAGUUAAGGAUCUUAUCGAAGCCAGUUGUCAGAGCUCGAUGACAAGCAUGACCUGCGUGCGCCGGCUCGCCCGCAUGGCUGUGCUGUUCCACGAUGCGAGGCUGCUGUGCGGCGAUGUCACGUGGGAGAAGCUUCUAGAGGGCAGCGUCGUGAUCCUGAGCGCGGCCAGCACGAGGCCCUACCUCGCACGGCACCACACACUCAGGGCAGCGCAGCUCUUCAUAGCCCUCUACCACGAGGCCAAGCCGUUGAACGGCGACUCCUCGUUACAAGAGGAGCUGCUCUUGCUACUCGUACCACGUUCCGAGGAGAUACACGAGUACAUCUACAAGCUUGCCUUUGGCUCAAUCAACAGUUUGGAUGACUUUGAAGAGACGCAGGUCCAUUACCAGUUCCUGCACAUCCUUUCUUGUGAGCGCGAGUUCAACUCCCUCUUCUACCAGUUCAUCAACGAGGGCCUCGAGACUUGCCGAGAGAAGCUCAUGCAGAUAACUGCAUCAGACAUUGUGUCUGUGGAAACGGUGCCUUAUUGGAGGUUUCUUCAUUGGGUCCUGAAACGCUUUCCCCGAAAGACAAACGAAGUGGAAGCCUUGCUCCUCGAAGUUAUCGCCAAAGGGAGCAUCUCGAAGCCUAUCACAAGGCCCGCCUCUUUCAUCAUCCAGGACAGAGUUGCAAAGUCGCGUUGGGUGGCGUUUGCGGCCGCAGUGACGGAGCUCGUUUGGGAAAGCGUCUGCAAGAUCGCCCUUUCCACCGACGAUCUUUGCAACAGGCUGAUCGCAGAGGCCGUCGAAGCUCUGGAGACUGCUUCGCAGAAGUCGUGCCUUUACAUUCUGAAGGCAGUGUCACAUGCCCUGUCCUUGGUCAAGGUCGUGGAUGCAGACCUCUUGUCCAAGUGCCUGAAGGCAUGCUGGCAGAGUUGCAAGGACUUGAAGAAGAGCGACAUAUUUCGGCCGGCCGUAGAGCUUGUUUAUCGGCUUCGCUUUUCAACCUGCUCUACUGCAGCCUUACCGUGGACGCCUGCUGAGUCAUGCAAGUUGUUUUCAUAUCUAAACGAGCUGUUGGAGCUGGGAGAAGUGAUGCCGGGUGUGUUCUGCACCCUCAUUACAAGACUGAUGGAUGUAUGGAAGGGCAACGUGAAACUGAUGGACAGCCAACUAGAUGUCAUGGUGAAGGCGCUGACGUACGGACCCGUCUACCGCAAAGAUCAGCGGAUUGUGUUUGAUUCUGAGGCCUUUGUGACAGCGCAAGGUGAGGCUCUGUCCGUCAACCAGCUGCUGAGAAGCGAACAUCAAGCCGACGUCGAAGUCCGAGCUCUGGGAAUCGCUUUCCUAAUCCAGCUGAGCUCUGACGAGAAAGCGUCUCUCCAAACUGCGGCUAAGCUUUCAGAGGUCCUGGUGCAAUACGACCAUGAGGUAACAUCGACACGGAAGCGUUAUUUCGGCAACUCGACGAUCCACCGACUCAAGAACAGGGUCUGGCAAGCUCAGCUGUGCCUUCUGCACCUCCUGAACGAGGAAAUGUUUGAGAAGCUUUUGGAGCACGUUUUCCACGAGCUCGUUCAAGACAGCCAACAGCCGUCAAUCCGCUGCCUGCUGGAGUGGACGGCCGUCUCGAUCCUCCUCCGUACGCCUCGACUUCGGGCGAAGUUGGUGCCCGCCAUGGAACAGGCAGGUAUUGAAAGGACCGGAGCGUAUGUUCAUUUCCUGGCCAUCAUUGUUCACCUGGGUGCAUGCCUCGACCCUGAAAAUGAACUGGAGCCGCACCUUCUCGAAUUUCUUCCCUCCAUACUUCCUUGGAGCAUGGGGCAGCACUUCAAUGCUAGGGUGUAUGCACAGGUGGCACUUCACCUGGCUUCUCGUUGGAGCAAAGAGCAUGGACUGAACUCCGUUUUGGAGAAGUAUGCUGCCCUGUUCACAUGUCUGAAGAGCACCAUUCAGAUGGGGAACUGGUCAAGAAAUGUUGAAAAGCUACUAGAGGACUUUAACUUCAAGGACUUCAAUGCUGUUGAUGACCUUACGCUUCAGACAAUAUUCUGUGACCUUCCCCGACUGACCGGCCUCACGGACAGGGAGUUCAUUCCGCUCGCUGUCUUUGAAGAAGUGCUCACCAUGGGACCGGAAAAGCUUGCCCUGCCACUGUACAACCUUGAUGACCGUCUUUCCUCGGCCAAGCCCAGUCAUUGGCUUGAAGGCACUCAAGCGGAGCCCGAAGUGGUUCUUGACACGGAGGACUACCAGAAAAAAAUCACGCCCUGGAAACAGCAGCUUGCCUCCUGUGAGCUCAUGUGGGACCUCAACGUGCCGACAAAGAAGACAAACGGCGGCCUAAUCGUCGUUGCCUCGUUGAUAGACCGCAUUCCCAACUUGGGCGGCUUGUGCCGGACUUGCGAGGUGUUUGGCGUGAACGAGUUUGUGGUUGGCUCGCUAAAGUACCUUGAAGAUAGAAACUUCCAAGGACUGAGCGUUUCAGCUGAGAAAUGGAUCUCCAUAAGCGAGGUGAAAGUGCACCAACUGAAAGAGUACCUGCCUGGAAAGAGAGUUGAAGGAUACACCCUGGUGGGUGUCGAGCAGACAGCCGGUAGCAAGCCAUUGCCCGAGUUCAACUUCCCAGAGAAGACACUCCUUCUGCUUGGAAACGAGAAGGAGGGACUCCCAGUCGAGCUGAUUCAGCUGCUCGACGUUUGCGUUGAGAUCCCUCAACAUGGUGUCAUACGUUCUCUCAACGUCCACGUUAGCGGAGCCAUUUUGGUGUGGGAAUACACGAAGCAACGCUCUGCGUUACCAGCCACGGAGUAAUCUCUGGAAGCAUGUGCUUGGUCUCGUUGCUCAGCUCUAAUGACAGCCAGCUGUUCUAGAACUGCCAUUUCUCUGUUUUCACCGGCCAGUGCAAGCUGCACAUAUGCUUGUGUCGUCAUCUACAAAGGCACCUAAGCUUUCACGCCUCAGAGUCUUCCAGUAUACUCGACGUUAUUUUGGGGGCACUACGGGUAGACGGCGUGAAGUUUACACUCAAACCCGAUUAUAGUAAAGUUGCAUCUUAUGCCAAAAUAGGUUCAUUAUAUCCAAAAAUUCGUUAUAAAGGUACUCUCCUAACACUCUCUAUCGCAAGACAAUUCAUCAUUAACCUAGUCAUAACCGAUAUUUUGUACAUGCUGGUUCGUUAUAUCGAGUUUUGAGUGUAUUUACUCUUAAUGAGCUCUUGAAAGUUCUGCAUGGAGAAUAGUUAAGGGUGAGUGUGUGAUUUUUCGUGCGCACAAAGUUUAGUAAACUCCUUAACUACUGUGCAUAAACUGUUGGCACUGCGAAGCUCAUUAACCAUAGGUCGAAAUUCUUCCAAGGAAAAUAUUCAAUGUGACAAGUGCCUCCUGGAACGUUGUUCGAUGUUCUGGUGUGGCGUGUGUCUGGGCGCUGCCACGUCUUCGAGAUGGUGUCACUGGUAACAGUUGUCAAGAAAUACAUAUAGGCUUGCUCAACUGUUGCAGAAGCUGUUGUGAGCUAGUGUUGUAUUGGCUGUGUGUUUUCAGUGUUGAGAAUUGGCACAUUCAAAUUCAGGUACUCAAUUCAGAAGUGAUCCUGAGGUGUAAAAAGUUUGUGUAAUUAUGCAAUCAAGCUUUAUUGCAAGUGAUGCAUUACUAAUUGGGUAUGAAAACAUAAUGAGCACUUAAAAAACUAUCUUAACGUUCUUCUAGCAGACGUUGAAGCACUGCUGACGAACUAUGGGACAAGUCAAACAUGCCAUAUUAGAUUUUCCAUGAUCUGGUUAAGCCAAGCAUUGUUAGGUAGUGCAGGGAAAAAACGUUUCAUGCUGUGAGGCAGCACAAGGCAAAACACUUGCCUAAUGUGCGUGCCGCGAGCCUUUCCUCUCUUAGUAGGCGUAGCAUCUAGUCACAACUUUCCUCAAAAAGAGCAUGUGCACUCGCGUCAGACUCGAGCUUUCUGCAUUGUACGUCCCAAGUAGCAGUGAAUGCGGGACCACUGUAGAGCCAAUGUGGGAUCUUGUAGUGCCAGCAUUCUUCAGAGAUUCACUAGAAGUAUUUACCAUUUGUGGGCCAAAGUAGCUUGCUUUUUUUUAGGCUUACCAUUGCUAAUGUCAAUGAAAAGCUACUGUACUCUGAAAAUACACGACACAAUAUUGGUUUUUAUUUCUCGACUUAUCCUUACUCAUAUUUUGCAUUCUAGAGUCGAUGCUGCCUAAUGUAGAACAGGCUUACUGCUCCGCCAGGCUAAUACAUUUCAAGUUAAAGGCAACAUCAGGUCUACUGUUGAUCAUUUAUUGUCGCGGAAUCAAGGCAGAACCCUAAACACGUAUAGCGUAGCAGGCUUUCUUCUCCAUACUGAUUUUUUGAAAAUUGCUGAAUGUAAGCUCGUAGCUCGGAAAAAAGCCAUGUAAGGUUGCUUUAUCGUACAAGUUGGCCCUAGAACUACUCAACAGCCCCGCCAUAGGUACCACACAAUCUUUCAUGACGUGCUACAAGUUCUUCUGGUGUAGCCAAGAGAGGACGUGAUGCUAGGAGUCACAACUUCUUCAUUUGCACCGAAGCUCUGCAUUGUGUGUAGUCGCAUAGUUUGUUAAAGUCAGCUAUUCAUAAAUUAUCAUUCUAUGCUUUAUGGUGCUUCAUACUGUGGUUACCUUUUAGUAUGGAUUAUAUUUGUGACAUACUAUACACAUGUAUUUGCCCAUGCAACAAUGGGUUUGACAUCAAAAAUACAUGACACAUGAGAGUUCUGAAGUGCCAAAUCGUGUGUGCCUUGAUCUGUAUUUUUCUGCUGAGAUAAUCGCCAGUUUUACUUUGACUAUAUGCAUCUUCCUUUUAAAGCCAAAUGGGUUUUUCAACUUUUCAACGAAGACUCGCUUGCAUAACAUGACACAAAGCUAAGUUGCCGCAUCACACUGUUUGACUUCUUUACGUGGACAACCUGUACAUAGCAUCAGAAACUUAUAGCAAUCGUUGCUUAGGAUUGUGCUCACAAUGGCUGAAGACAUUGCUCACUGAAGCCGCUGUCCACGUGAGCUUUUUAUUCACGCGCUUUUAGUCGUACCAUUGCUGCACUUAGGCAAAAUCGUAGGUUAGCUGGUCAAGUAUGUCACUCGGCUGUCAUUUUUGCAUUCUAUUACUAUGUUUUAUAUUUAAGAGUGGAUUGUACUUUAGUCUGUAUAGUUCUAGUAUAAUAACUUCUAGGAAUGACAUAGCUGUUUUUUCGAUUUGAUUCAAGUUUAUAGGGUAGUGUGCUUGUAGGUGAUAUGAAUUAAUUAGGUGCCUUGUAGUAUAUAUAUAUUUUUCUGUGAAUAUUUAUGGGCCCUAUGUCGACUUUCCAGCUUUGAGGCUUGUUUCAUAAUACUUGUUUUAUUGAAGCUUUCGUCUGGAGCACGCUAGUAGUGUCUGCCCAGUGUCAUGCAAGUCGAUGUCAGUUCAAGUGCUCCGUUUGUGUACAGUUUAGAUUGCAGCAGUUUUAAUUUAUUGCAUGCCACCUCAGGUUGAUGCAAGACAUCUGGCAACAGAGAACUGUAUUAAACUGCAUUUUGUGCAAUUAUGAUAUUUGCUGAAAAUUAGUAGUGUAUUAUGCUCUUGCAGAGACACCCAUAUUGUGGACGUAUAUUGCCAAUUGUUUAAUUAGCACCUCUAUGCUUAUAUUUUUGACACAUGUUGAAUUAUUACAUUAGGGUAGUUUCUCAAUUAUUACCUUUCUUAACGAAGGGCAUGUCAAAUUGAGGAACGAUUUCUCUAAGCAGGUGUCGAGCCAAUCUGAAUCUGCUGAACUUGAAGAACAAGGUGCUGGGAGAGCAUUUCAGUUCAGUCGCUCAUGUUCUUGAUAAGAAAUGUCAGUUCGGGUGAGUUAUUUCCACAAACACUAGAAACAUGAGAGUACAUUAUGAGAUCACACCCUACAGUAUCGUAGUUAAUAAAGGUAUCAUAUUUCAUUUGCUAAGA
This is a messenger RNA of Rhipicephalus microplus (southern cattle tick), 7721 nucleotides long. RefSeq names its product tRNA (guanosine(18)-2'-O)-methyltransferase TARBP1. Lineage: Eukaryota; Metazoa; Arthropoda; Arachnida; Ixodida; Ixodidae. The record is from RefSeq and is a predicted model, not a curated record. Gene Ontology annotation, biological process: tRNA methylation. Gene Ontology annotation, molecular function: tRNA (guanine) methyltransferase activity; RNA binding.